GUGGCUCUGGAGGAGCUGCAGGAUCUGAAGGGUGUUUGGUCGGAGCUGUCGAAGGUCUGGGAGCAGAUCGAUCAGAUGAAGGAGCAGCCGUGGGUCUCUGUGCAGCCGCGUAAGCUGCGCCAGAGUCUGGACGCUCUCCUCAACCAGCUGAAGAACUUCCCCGCCCGUCUGCGGCAGUACGCCUCCUACGAGUACGUGCAGAGACUGCUCAAGGGGUACAUGAAGGUGAACAUGCUGGUGAUCGAGCUGAAGUCGGAGGCGCUGAAGGACCGGCACUGGAAGCAGCUGAUGAAGCGUCUGCAUGUGAACUGGGUUCUGUCCGAGCUGAGUCUGGGUCAGAUCUGGGACGUGGACCUGCAGAAGAACGAGAUGGUGGUGAAGGACGUGCUGCUGGUGGCGCAGGGAGAGAUGGCUCUCGAGGAGUUCCUCAAGCAG
This is a messenger RNA of Sinocyclocheilus anshuiensis, 435 nucleotides long. RefSeq names its product cytoplasmic dynein 1 heavy chain 1-like. Gene Ontology annotation, biological process: microtubule-based movement. Gene Ontology annotation, cellular component: axonemal dynein complex. The record is from RefSeq and is a predicted model, not a curated record. The transcript has 3 exons. NCBI's taxonomy places the organism in Eukaryota, Metazoa, Chordata, Actinopteri, Cypriniformes, Cyprinidae. The annotation marks the transcript as partial. Gene Ontology annotation, molecular function: dynein light intermediate chain binding; dynein intermediate chain binding.